CAUGGGCCGACUCCUCACAAAGCCGGCCUCGAUCCGGAGCUCAUGCUGUGGUCACGGCAUACCUCCCUCUGGCGCCCGCUGGCCCCUCUAUCAGGCCGUCGGUGUGCGACAACGGAUUGGAACGCGACUAUCUCGAUGGCUGUCGAAUGCACCGCGCGCUGCGACGCGACUAUCAAGCGCGAGGCGGCGUGUAGAGAACUGCGACGCAGCUAUCGGUUGGAGAUAGCAGCCUGGCAGCGGCGGGGACAGAUGCUGGGACGCAUCACGAUAGUAGAGCAGUCGGCAGCAGAUGAGGUUACAUCCACGGCGGACUGGGCGCAGGCCAACCGUUGCAGCUGGCGGGAAGCCGACCGGGGGCCCGCUGCACGCCUCACCCUUUCUCCAGCCUUUCACUGCCGCAUGCACGCAAGCGGCGCCCAGCGGGCCACUCACGGGACGGCGUGGCGGCGUGGCGGGGCGACGAUAAGCAGCCCCGGACAGGCCCAGCGCGGCGCUGCGUCGCUGUCCCUGGGUCGUUCGGCAGAGUCGUGGAGCUUGGGGUGCAGAUGGCAGCCAAAGGAUCCCGCUGAGGAGGGCGCCGAGCAUGGAUCGGAGGCGUCCCACGGUGUCGCGUGCAGCAAACGGGUGUGCUGCGAAAGGAGGAGGUCGAAAGUCGCUCGACGUGAGCCGGACCCUGGGCCGCAGCUGCUAUAA
Molecule: messenger RNA, 693 nt
Organism: Mytilinidion resinicola
Lineage: Eukaryota; Fungi; Ascomycota; Dothideomycetes; Mytilinidiales; Mytilinidiaceae
Exons: 1
Coding region: 43-693 (216 amino acids)
Source: RefSeq, a predicted model, not a curated record